Euleptes europaea (tarantolino) is the source of this 918-nucleotide messenger RNA. Its product is annotated as olfactory receptor 10G6-like. The transcript has a single exon. The record is from RefSeq and is a predicted model, not a curated record. Gene Ontology annotation, molecular function: G protein-coupled receptor activity; olfactory receptor activity. Gene Ontology annotation, cellular component: membrane. NCBI's taxonomy places the organism in Eukaryota, Metazoa, Chordata, Lepidosauria, Squamata, Sphaerodactylidae. Gene Ontology annotation, biological process: G protein-coupled receptor signaling pathway. Bases 1 to 918 code for a protein of 305 amino acids.
AUGGAGUGUCCAAAUCAAACAGCGCCAACCGUGUUUAUCAUCUCCGGCUUCCCGUUCCCACAAGAACUGAAGGUGCCGUUAUUCUUCUUCUUCUUGCUUAUGUACAUUCUGACUCUCUGUGGCAAUUCCCUGAUUGUCUGGGUGGUGGCAUCUGAUGUUCAGUUGCAUAAGCCCAUGUACUGGUUCCUCUGCCAUUUGUCCAUGGCUUUCUCCUCCAUUGUGGUCCCCAGAGUGAUUGCGGGAUUCAUUCCUGGUGGGGAAAUCAUCUCUUUUGGAGAAUGUAUAUGUCAGGUGUUCUUUUUGCAUUUCCUGGGCUGUGCCGAAAGUCUCCUUUACACUGUGAUGGCUUUCGACCGCUUCAUUGCUAUCUGCAAGCCUCUGCACUACAGCAAUAUAAUGCACUGGAGAGUCUGCCUCAUCCUCUGUUUGGGUACCAUGAUCGGGGGCUGCCUGAACUCUGCGUUGGAGACGACCCUCACCUUUCAAUUGCCCUAUGGACAGAACAACCAGAUUGACUAUGUCUUUUGUGACAUCCCUGCUCUACUGAAGCUGGCUUGUGCAGACACAACUCUCAACGAGAUGAUGACCGUGGUGGACAUCGGCCUUGUGGCCAUGACAUGCUUCAUCCUUAUCCUGACCUCCUAUGUGUACAUUGUCUCUGCCAUUUUGAGGAUCAGCAGCAGAGAAGGGCGUCGCCGGGCCUUCUCCACUUGCACGGCCCACAUCACUGUGGUGGUUAUAUAUUAUGUGCCAGCUGGUUUCCAUUACCUGAGGCCGGCAUCUCAGGACUCCAUGGAUGGUGUGGUGAGCAUGUUUUACACCACAAUAACCCCAUUUUUGAAUCCUGUCAUAUACACAUUCAGGAAUAAAGAGAUAAAGGCCGCUUUAUCAAAACUGAGGGUUGGAAAUCCUGAGUAA